Vitrella brassicaformis is the source of this 2725-nucleotide messenger RNA. Lineage: Eukaryota; Vitrellaceae. The record is from the annotation of a GenBank genome assembly.
AUGGCUUUUCUCGGCGACUGGUAUGGCUAUGACUAUGACCAUGAAGACGAUAGCCGAUUGAGGCGAGAAAGUACGUGGAUCUUCCCUCGCCUUGAUACGUUCCUCGAAUCAAUCACUCUGAAUCUGGUGUGUGGAUGUCAAUUGGUGGAUGUGUGUGUAGAUGUCAGUGAGACCCCUCUGAAUGGACCCCGUGUGUUGGCGCUGUUCAGUGUAGAGGUUUCUGACAUCGCUAAGGGCGAAUCAGGUGAGCGGGUGGGGAUACGCUCCUCGAGCACAGCCCCAUUGGCAGCUGCCCCGGCCGGCUUGCUUGUGUUCCAUCUGUGCGUGCAGUUGCCCUUGUGCUUGGCACGCGAGACCCCGUCGCCAUGAGUCCCCCGUCGCCGACUUGCCCGAGGUGGUCUCUGUCUGUGGUCCUCCCUUCCAAAAGUGGAAAGCUUCAUGAAGGGCUGUACAGUCGCACCGACUUCGUAGUGAGGUGCAAGUACAGCUACGGCAUCAUCGGAGCCAACGGACAACUGACGCGUCGCGAAGAGGGAGGCACGCGGCGGGUGAGGGCGGGCAAGACGCCUCAUCUAGUCUUCGUCAAGGACACAUAUGGGAUGUGGGAGGGCAAGACGGAUGCGGUGUCGCUGAAACCAGCUGAAGCCUCCGCACCGACGGUGAGUGAUGAGGCAACCACACACCAAUGAGGCAGAGAGACACGACGACCGUGGUGCAUGUGUGUGUCGAUCAAUCAGGGGCCCUCGUUCGUCUGGGGGUCGUCCCCUCCUCCAGCGCUCUACGCCACCGUGCCGCCCGACCAGCCCCUCACCUUGCCGCACCGAGUGAGCAUCUGGCGACCCUCCACUGCUUGGUCGGCAGGCCUCUCCGAGUCGAAUCUCAGCCCUAACAACGUCAGCAUCGAUUUCCGCGGCGCGGACCAGCUGACGAGGCAGCUGGUUGUUGGCAUCGCCUGCAAUGUCAUCAGUGAGGGGUCAGCCCGAGACCUCCUCCACCGAGGCGCCGAGGGCAAUCAGAUCGUUAGGGCGUGGUCCAUCGUGUCGGCCGUCCGCGAGAUGAGCCUGCCCCGACUUGCCGCAAAGCACCUGGACGAGCCCGAGGCCGUCGGCGUGAUGCGCGUGCUGCUGGACGCCGGCGCCCCCAACAUCCCACCAGACAGACACAGCGACCGCGACAGCGCAGUUCGCAGGGCCGCGCUGGCCGGCAAGUGUGGUGUGCUGGACGUCAUGCUGGAGCCGCAAUACGGCAUCUUAGCUGCCGGACACUGCCUGCUGGCGGCGGUGUGUCGCAGCAAGUCGGGCUCUGCCGACAAGCUGCGUGUGGUCAAUGCUCGGCGAGCGGGACGUGACAGUGCUGUCGGAGAAGGGCGACGACGGGUGGCGGCCCAUCCAUCACUUCAGUUCAAGGCCACUGAGCGACAAGAAGCUGCAGGAGCAGCUCAUCGACUAAGUACUUCGCCGAGAAGCUGGGGGCGGAUGUCGUCAACACACCCGUCCAGCUCCCUCCCCCAAUUCGCCCUUUCUCCGCGGACCAGGAGUGCAGGUGGCCCCUCUCCAUAGCUCAUCUCGCGUACGGCAAGUACCACGACAGAGCGGAUGCGACCAUUGAGCGUCUCUAUCGGUAUGGGGCGGCGCGGCACAUCAACACCACCGACAGCCAGGGCAACACGGCGCUCACAGAUGCGGCAGCCCGAUUAGACUGCCCCAAUGAAGCCCUCGUCGGUCUGCUCGAGCACGGCGCAUCUGUGGCGACUGCCGGGCUCACACAACAGGAGCCGAGCAACUGGUGGGGGCUCCUCCGUAAGGAAGGAAGAGCCAGGCUGCUCACGGCAUACUCUUCCUCCCUCAACGAGUCCAUCCCCCGCCUGGCCCUGCAGACCAUCAACGCGUCCCUCCGCCCAUCACGCAGCCUCAUGGCGUCCCUCACCCAGCCGGUCCCCCUCCGCAGCCGCACCAUCGCCCUGCCGUCUGACGUCCUGACGACCAUCAACAGCUAUCUCGCCCCCACCAACCAGACCGACAGCCCGCCCCCUCCCAUUCCCAUCGGCGAUGAGCCUAUCGGCACACAAAUCAACCAAGCUGUGCGCCAGUACGCCCUGAUCGCAGCGCGUGUGAUGUGCCUGCCGGUGAAGCAGCAGCAGGAGGGCAGCCAGGAGCGUCCGCAGGGGCACGGCAACGUUCGUGUGGUGGGGAGGCCCGGCGUCGCUGCGCUGCGAUGCUUCGCCGUGGGGGGCGCCCCCCAGCCGCAGCAGCGGAUGGGUGUGUGCGAGGUCAUCGCUCGGGCAGUGAGGCUGGAGGCGUCGCGAUACGGCAUCGGCGUGACCCUCCGCCACAACGUCAUCAACAAUGACGCCCAUGUGCUGGGCGCAUUGGCGGUCGUGUAGCGACAGAUCUAUAGACCAGACAGGCUGUCUGGCGAUCUUUCGGUAGGUAGAGGGGCUUCUUGUUGACGGACUGAUUGCGUUCGUUUGCCCGAAGGGUUCCUGCAUGGUGUAGAUACAUACGUUGCAUAUAUAUAUAUGUGUGGGUCUGACGUGUGGUGUGUGCGCAUGUGAGCUCUGGAUGUGUGUCUCGCUGCCAACUGUCGUGCCUUUCUCUCCCCCACAUCUCCUUUAUCGAGCUGCCUGUCUGUCUGUCUGUGGUGCCUGUGGUGCGGUGCAAGUGCGACGUGAGUGUAUUCGUGGAUGCGACGCGAUAGCAUUUUGACCUCUGCGAUAAGAUUGAAC